AUGAGAAAAUACAGAAUGACGAGGCGUUUUAAAAAGUAUACACAUAAAUAUAGAAAAAUGGAAAUGUGUAUUGUUAAGUGGAGCAACAAAGAAGUUUUAGAAUUAUUACAUAAAGAGAAAAUAUCAAGCUUCAUAAUUGAAAUUUGCAAGACUCAAGAUAUCGAUGGACAGUGUUUACUUUCUUUUGUCGACCGCGAUUUCUAUGACUAUCCAUUUGAUCAGUUAAAACUGGGUGAAAGAAAAAGGUUUAUACUGUUAGUGAAAAAAUUACAAAGGAAUAAUAGAAGUGCUAUGUAUGAACUUGGAUUAUAUGAUGAUCAUGCAUCAAACAAUCCUGCUACAAAUAUUAAUUUCGUUGGAACAAAUCUAUCACAUUUAAGUUACAAUCUCCAUAAUCAAUUACAAAAUGAACUGUAUGCAAGAAAUACAGAAUGCAUCUCAAAUUUUACACCAGAUGUAAAAGCUUCCAAAUUAAAGCCAGAAGUGUGGAAAACUGCAAUAGCAUUAGGGUAUGUGUUUCUUGUCACAUGGGUGACAGCAGUAGUAAUGGUGAUUGUCCACGACAAAGUUCCGGACAUGAAAAAAUAUCCCCCGCUGCCCGAUCUCUUCUUAGAUAAUGUACCACAUAUACCCUGGGCUUUUGAUAUGUGUGAAAUUACUGGCUCAUUCCUAAUGGCUAUUUGGCUAGUUGUUUUGUUCUUCCACAAACAUAGGUUUAUAAUUCUAAGAAGAUUUUUCGCGCUGGCUGGUACGGUGUUCCUGUUGCGUUGUUUUACUAUGUUGAUAACGUCGCUGUCCGUGCCGGGGUCACAUCUCAAGUGUGAGCCCCGGUUUUACCCGCCUGCUGAUGAUCUCACUGUUUGGGGGCGCCGUCUCCGACAAGCCUACGACAUUUGGAGCGGUGCUGGCAUGUCAGUACGCGGAGUCCGUACUUGCGGAGACUAUAUGUUCUCAGGGCACACCGUGGCCUUGACGCUCCUAAACUUUUUUAUCACCGAAUACACUUCCCGUAGUCUGUACCUCCUUCAUAUACUGACAUGGGUAAUGAAUAUGUUCGGUAUCUUCUUCAUUCUGGCGGCUCACGAACACUACUCCAUAGACGUGUUCAUAGCCUUCUACAUUACAUCGAGACUUUUCCUUUACUACCACACGCUCUCAAACAACCAAGCCUUGAUGCAAUCUGACUCUUCCAGAACUAGAAUAUGGUUCCCGCUGCUGUCGUUCUUCGAGUCUGAAGUGGACGGCAUCGUUCCUAAUGAGUACGAGGGGCCGAUGGAGAUCGUGAUCAACUUGAAGCAGUGGCUAGUGCAGCUUGUGUUAGACGUGAAGGCGUCGUCUGUGGCCAGGGUCGCGGGCAGCAAGCUACAGGAGGGCGCCGCUAUGGGAGAGUACUCGAUGGUCAGACUCGUCGACGGCAUCAAACGGAACAUAAGCAUUAUGGAGGAGUAUAAAAACUCACGCCAGAGACUCGCCACACUAGAUAAGAACGUCCAAGCCGGCCACGACCUGCCCGAGGCCGAUCUACGACACGGGAAAAUAGCCGAACUCACCAACGACGCCCUCUUCAGAGAUUUCAGCAAACCACCCUCACCGGCCAUCAAGAAGAAUAUCUGA
Danaus chrysippus (African queen) is the source of this 1614-nucleotide messenger RNA. NCBI's taxonomy places the organism in Eukaryota, Metazoa, Arthropoda, Insecta, Lepidoptera, Nymphalidae. The record is from the annotation of a GenBank genome assembly.